This is a messenger RNA of Symbiodinium necroappetens, 645 nucleotides long. The record is from the annotation of a GenBank genome assembly. Lineage: Eukaryota; Dinophyceae; Suessiales; Symbiodiniaceae.
AUGCUGCCGCCAGAGCAGUUGCCUCCAGAGUCCCGGGAGUUAAUUGUGAAAUACUUGAUUGUAUACAGUUACGAAAGGCCUUUCACGCUCUCAGCCAUUGAGGUGGCUACGAUGAUGAUUUUGGAACGGUCAUAUGGCUGGUCACCUGCUCUCUGUGGAUCUUCUUUCAUGGUGGUGGGAGGAGCUAGCACGAUCAUGACUGGCGUCUCCAGCCUCUUGAUUUCCAGGAGGUGGGUCACAGAAUCCAAAGUGUUUUUGGCCGCGUCUGUGGCAUCCCUGAUUGGUGUUUUUUGGCUGUUCGAUUGGAAACAUUUUGGGCCUGGCACGCUGUUAUGGGCCGAUGCCAUGAUCUAUGGUGGCGUAAGCCUUUCAAACGGUGUUGGGCAAGGCCUGGCAACCCGUGCUGCCACGAAGGGCACACAUUACAGCAUCGAGAAGUAUCGCAUGCACAACUUAAUGGCCGUGAACUUGAGCCGCUUUCUGGGACCUAUUGCUGCCCGCUUCGUCGUGGACUUCGGGGGCCGCAACACCUAUGCAGCACUCCAGUUGCUUGUUUGCUUCAUGGGAACCUGCACGGUUUAUCUCACCGUAUGCGUGCUCUGGGCAGGGGGAAGCGGAGCUUCAAAGCCCGAUUCCAGCAAAUGA